Molecule: messenger RNA, 1650 nt
Organism: Thermothielavioides terrestris NRRL 8126
Lineage: Eukaryota; Fungi; Ascomycota; Sordariomycetes; Sordariales; Chaetomiaceae
Exons: 6
Coding region: 1-1650 (549 amino acids)
Source: RefSeq, a predicted model, not a curated record
AUGCGCAACCAACCCAUCUAUGCAAACCGGCACAUGCGUGUCGUCUGCAUCGGCGCCGGAGCGUCGGGGCUUUACAUGGCUUACAAGCUGAAGCACUACUUUACCGACUUCACCCUCAACAUCUACGAGAAGAACCCCCAGAUCUCUGGAACCUGGUUCGAGAACCGAUAUCCCGGAUGCGCCUGCGAUGUCCCAGCGCACAACUACACCUACUCGUUCGAACCCAAGUGGGAUUGGUCGGCCAACUACGCCUCCUCUCGCGAAAUCUACACCUACUUCAACGACUUCGCCGACAAAUACGGCCUGCGGGAGCACAUCCACUGCGAGCACGAGGUCGUUGGUGCUCGGUGGGACGAGGACAAUACCGAACUCCAGCAGCGGUGCGAUUUUCUCAUCAACGCGUCCGGCAUCCUCAACAACUGGCGCUGGCCGGCCAUCCCGGGCCUCCACUCCUUCAAAGGAGAGCUGCUGCACAGUGCCGCCUGGGACGACACCGUCCAGCUUGCCGGGAAGCGUGUCGGGCUGAUCGGAAACGGGUCGUCUGGCGUUCAGAUCCUCCCCGAGAUCCAACCGGUUGCGGCCCACCUUACGACCUUUAUCCGCGAGCCCACGUGGGUCUGCCCAACCCGAGGGAUGGAGUACCACAAGUACACAGAUGAGGAGAAGCAACGGUUCCGGGACGAGCCCGGCGUCCUGCUCAACGUGCGUAAGAAGAAAGAGGAGACCCUGGCCCGAUUCUUUUCGGUCUUCGUCACCGGGUCGGCCGCCCAAACGAUGGCCGUCGACUAUAUGCGGGAGCAGAUGAAGCAGAAGAUCGGAGACGCGGAGCUGGCACAGAAGCUGAUUCCCAAUUUCUCGAUCGGCUGCCGCAGGUUGACACCGGGCCCGAACUACCUCGAGAGUCUGACCCUCCCCAACGUCACCGUCGUCCACGGCGAGAUCAAGGAAAUCACGCCCGACGCUUGCAUAACCGAGGACGGGCGCACCUGGCCGCUCGACGUGCUCAUCUGCGCCACCGGCUUCGACACGACCUUCCAGCCGCGGUUUCCCGUGAUCGGCCGCGGCGGCAAGUCGCUCGCGGCGGAAUGGGCCUCGGAGCCGCGGAGCUACAUGGGCCUCGCAGCGCACGGCUUCCCCAACUACUUCAUGUUCCUGGGCCCCAACUGCCCCAUCGCCAACGGGCCCAUCAUCUUCGCCAUCGAGCUGCAAGGCGAGUACUUUGCCAGGUUCCUCAACCGCUGGCAGAAGGAGGGCCUCGCGUCCAUCGACCCCCGCCGGGAGGCCGUCGACGACUUCAUGGCCCAGAAGGACGCCUUCAUGGAGAGCUCGGUGUGGGCCUCGGGGUGCCAGUCGUGGUACAAGGACCGUAAGACCGGCAAGGUCACAGCCCUGUGGCCCGGCAGCACCCCUCACUACAUGGAGGCCCUCGCCAGCCCCCGCUACGACGACUUUGAAAUCAAGUAUCACGGUAACCGCUUUGCCUACCUAGGCAACGGCUUCUCCCAGACCGAGCUGAAUCCGGACCUCGAUGUCACCUACUACAUCCGGGAGAAGGACGGCGGUGAGCCGUUGUUCAGGAGUCUGCAGAGCACCUUCAACGCAAAGUCCCUCGGGGACCUACUGCAGGCCCCUCCGGAUCUCGCGAUAUAG